GGAGUGCCCCUUGGGCAGUUUACAGCACUGCACUUUCUGCAUCAACAGAUUGCAGUCACCUGACUGCGCGCUUGAACGCGCCUUCCUUUGCUGAAGCUACCCGUCGUCGCGCCCACCUGCCUACCUAAGCUGCCUUGCCCCUGUGGAAGCUGCCAGAGGCUAGACGACGCCUGCCUUCAAUGACAAAGACCUGAUUAUUCUGCGCUUCUCCCGAACGGGCUGUUUCUCUCAACCAAUCUAGGACUGACAGUCGGGCUAUCUGCCACCACUCGACGAACGCCAGACACAAUCGGUAAUGUGACGAUAAGACGAUCGUUCCCUUGCGACAUGCCCAUCGACAGGCACCAUGGCAUCUGUUGUAUCCUCCGGGCGCUCGGCUGCUGGGGCUAACGAGACAGGCAGCACUGCCCCGGUGCUCGAAUUCCUCUGCCUUUUCACCCACGACUUGAAAAGGAAGCAAAAGAGAUGGCAGGAUGGCCGCCUCAAGUACCACACCUUCAACAGGCGCGUCAUGGUCCACGAUGACCGCGGAAAUUAUGUGGGUGAUAUGCACUGGCGUCGCGACUGGGAUUUCGACGAGGGGGAAGAGAUUGAGCUGGAACGGGGCGGCGUCAUCGUCCAAGUUGCCGAAUGUGUGGCACGUCAGCAACAAGAUCUCUCAGAGUUGAUAGACAAACGCGCGAAAGAGAAGGAGCAGCGCCAGGCAAUAAUAGCGUCACGGCCAGCCCGUCCUACUCCCGCGCAUACGCCCCUCCGAGUCACUCCUAGGAACAACGCCCAACAGGAUUACUUCCAAACUCGACACCGACCCCUAAACCAGCUUCUUGGCACCCCGACAGGCCAUCACGGUCGUGCUCUCGUAUCCAACGAAUCGCCCUUUGAACAGCGACACAGCGUCGACGAACCCAACGAUGGCGCUGACAGCUCUAGACCAUCAAAGAGGAGACGGUAUGAAGACACACCUCCGAGCAAAAUGGGAUAUGCUCAGAGUUUGUUCGGUGCGCCCUUGACCCUGUCCGGAGCACCUGCGAGCUCGGCACCCUUGCGACGCCCUGCGGUAGCGAAGGUGCAGACUAGACGGGAACCCUCUCCACCACAAGAGCUUGACUCUCGGCAGCAAGAGGAAAGUAUUGCGCCCACUCGAACGGCUCACACCAUGCGCCCUAACCGCAUGACGACUCAAAGAGUUGCGAACGUAUUACGACCGACACCAGCGGCUAAAAAGAGCAUUUCACCACCUGAAGAGAGUUUGUUCGUGUCACAAGAGGACCACAGUGAUCCCGUGCAGGAGACGUCGAAUCAUGAUGAUCAGAGACAUCACGCAGAGGACAGCAAUACCCGGCCUUAUGGACGUUCAAGUUUCUUUACUGGAUCCACUACGAGUGAAGCAGCAUACAGCUCCAAGCCCCCGCAAGUUGCCAAAGGAAAGGGCACAUUGCUUUCGAGCAUAGGAAAGAGCUCUGCAUUGCUAAACAACAAUAAGAGUAGUAACUCUACGCGCUCUCGUUUGACGUCGUCCAAUAAGAAUAAACAGACUAUCAUCCUGGACGACGACGACGACGACGAAAAUGAGGAUGGCCGGGAGCAGCGCAGAGAUGCCUCUCCACCUCCCAGGCCAGUCAUUGGGGCUAGGUCGAAACGUGCCGCUCCUGUUGCAGAGAAGACGCAAGGGAACAAACGCAAAAAGACUACGUCCGUGAAGAAGCCCGUUACCGACAAGGGAGCUCGACAAAAACCACAGAAUGAAUCAGAUCCAGUGACACUUCAAGAUGAGCCAAUGGUGGAGCUCAAGAUCAAAUCUCGACAGAAGCGUGGUUUAUUAGUACUGUCAGAGAAACCGAAGCGAGCCAAACGUCCAGCAAAAAGCCCUAGUAAUGAGGUUGCAACCGAGCCCAUGGAGGAGCGUACAAGUGUUAGGACUGUGGGCAAAAACGAAAACUUUGCGGUUAAUCAACAGGAAACUUGCCCAAGUGUUCCCGACGACUCGGAUGAUGACCCCUUCGCUUCCCCGAUGCCCGUCAUCGACACCAAUUCGCCACGAAAAGACAAAUCCCGGGAUAGUGGACGACCUGAAAUCCUCUCCAAGUCCCACAGAGACCGACCCGUCGCAAACCAAGAUCGAGGCGAGUCAGCUGCUGCCGCCGCUACGGAUUCACGGACAAGCCCAGCAAAGAAUAAGAAUCAGCAAAAAGGCCAAACUUUAGUGAGCGACUCCGACUCCAGUUCGAUAUCCCACCACUCCCACGUUGCGCAGAGAAAAGGGAAUGCUCAGCCAAAGGAAGUCAAUGCCAAAGAGAGCUUUGAACCUCCCGAACCCAAGACGAAAGUACACAUCGAAGUGGAGAGUGAAAAAGAAGACGAAGAGAUAUCAAGAUACCCACGAAGGCGUAGAACCACUCGAAGACCAGCCUCGCCCGAGUCUAAUGAUGGGAGCAAAACCGAUGAGCCUGAAUCGGCUGCAGAAAGUGCUGACGAAGAGCUACCUCAAGUUCCUGUUGGUCCACGCUUAGCCAAACUCGCCAGGAAAAGCAUCAAGAGCAGAGAGGUGAUUGGCUUCGUUCCAUCCAGCUCUCCGGUCAUCAACAUACACAAACAAGCCGAACCAGUCCCUGGCCAUCCGGCAGCAGAGUCUCGUUUAUUGGCCGAAGAAAGCUCAACUUCGCAUAGCAACACGAAAAAUCACGUUACGCCAAAGAGCCCGAAGGUAACCAUGGCGGAAAAUAACACAGAACGCACUGAGAAGCCCAAAUCGACGCUACCGCUCUCUGUCUUAAGAGAUGAGGUUGAUACCGCUUCCUUACAACAACCUGAAGUUGUUUCUGAACAGACCUCACAUGUAGCUACGAGUCCUGACAGCAACAACGUCACUCCUGAAGACGACCCCACGGCACCGUUCACGGAUAAACAAGCGCCUGGCAAUGAAUUAACCGACCGCAGCUCAAACGUUGUUACCAACAGAAGUGGCAACGUUUCGGCCGAUAUUGCGGCAUCAGCCACAGUCCGCAACCACAAACCACAGCCGGCUCAAGAGAUUAAGGAACCCCCUUUACCUGUGCCAGAUCAGGCAGGCCGUAGUGACGGGUCAGGAACUAAGGAACCUCAAGCGAAGGGCGAUACGGCAAUGUCACCGUUUCACAACUCUCGUGUGAAGGACAAACGCCAAACUGACAUUGCCGUCAGUGUUCCGGUUCCACUAGAUGGUCCUGCAAAAACAAUGCCGCCCGUGGACAACUCAUCCAACCAUGUUGCUCCAGUGCGGAUCGUAAACCCGGCUACAAGAGGUCGCAAAGCAGCACUAAAAUCUCAUGCAGCAGGCCAGGUACCGCAAUCUAUUCUUCCUGCUGAGCCCCCUCCAGAGCGUAUAGUCCCACGAACCCGUGAGCUAUCAAGGCGUGAAGCCACAGGAUCCGGUCCCGAAGAACGGCCAAAGCGGAAGAUGACUUUUCCCGGCUUCACUUCUGCUCGAGCAGGCGGUCCCUGGAGCAGAGAGGCAUAUGACCUGUUGGAAACGGGGCGACCGGCUUAAAUCUGCCGCAAUUAUCUCUGGCGCGAAGCCAGCGUUAAGCAAAGCUCCAUGAGACCAGGCUGCACUAUCAUAUUUCAGGCUCUCUAAAUGCUUCCACCCUUUGAGACGCAGGAAGCCUAGUUGGUCGACGACCCUUGUGCCUAGGAAUGGACCAUUAUCCCCGACUGGCACAGCAACAUCAUUUCAAUGGCGAGGAACA
This is a messenger RNA of Neurospora tetraspora, 3725 nucleotides long. RefSeq lists its product as uncharacterized. Gene Ontology annotation, cellular component: site of double-strand break; nucleus. The record is from RefSeq and is a predicted model, not a curated record. Lineage: Eukaryota; Fungi; Ascomycota; Sordariomycetes; Sordariales; Sordariaceae. Gene Ontology annotation, biological process: double-strand break repair. The coding region runs from base 347 to 3526 and encodes 1059 amino acids. The transcript has a single exon.